CUAUAUUCCUGAAACUGAUUUUCCUCUGCGCACAGUUUUAUCAGCUGCUGCUCCAAACGUGUCGUGUCAAAGACCCUUGACGUGCUGUAAAAGUUUGUGAGUCACUUCCUCACUUCCCAGGAGGCUACCAGGCGGUUGUACUGUAGUCUUUCCAGGCGAUGCUUUUGCAUUUUGCAGGACAAUCCAGGCUCCUCCCUCUCACAACGUCACCCGAUCCCGAUCUCUCCCAAAGCGUCAGCGAUAGUCAGCAACACACUGUGGUGGCAGAUCAGCGGGGCGGUGCGCAUAGCGGGGUAAAGCUACACAGUAUUGCAUCCAAAAAAAAAAAAAAAAGGGGGGGGGCGCAUCCCACCAUUUCCAGAGUUACAACAACUUCACCGUCCUGGUGUUCUGAUCUGUCCGGCUGACCGUGGCUGCAUACAAGGAAAACCGGGAACUGAGGGAACUAAAACAGGGACGGUGCCAGCAGAUUAGGUGUCAGUUUUGCGGACGGAAGAAAAAGGCGACAUUUCCCCGGAGGAACUCUCCAAGUGUUGGAAACUUCCCAGCGCAGCAUCGAUCGAAGACCUCCCGCCCACUUUACCUCUGAUCCACAAUAGGCUACUGGAAGGGGGGGAGAGAGAGAGUUCUGCAGCCGCUGCGGUGGAUGGAGCAACAAAGGCUAGAUGGUUAAACGAGAAGAGCUCCUUUGACAAGAACCCAACUCUCCUUUCUCUCCUCGCCCGCUGCUUCCUAAAAGACUCCCAUCACCUAAACGGCAGCUCUGCAGCCGCUUGGAUCUCAUUUUGGGGACCCGGCCAGGUUCUACUUAGGGCAAACUCUCCGCCAGCCAGGGAGUCGCUGUAGACGUGAAAUUGAUGCUUUGGUACGGCGAGGCGCACCACCGAUCCUCUAGUUUUGCGAAAGUGUGCUACUGCUCAUUGAGAGAGGUAGACUAGUUGGGGGGCCGAAGUGGGAUUUGCAGAAGUUGCAUGCGUGGUCUUUGUCGUCUCGAGUGAGCCCUAUCCAUCCACUCUCGGGCUUCCAGAGAAGAUCCGGAUAGUUGAGGUGCCAUGGCGAUGUGUGUGGGGAUAUGGAUACUCCUGUUGGCGCUGCACAUCCAAGCUGGCAACGGACAGAUGGUACAGAUGGACCCCAGUAAGUCUGGCUUUGUGGGUUCGCAAGUGGAGCUGCGCUGCAUUUUCAUCAACAGUAACCCACCAGUCAAGAUCUCUCAAGUCACCUGGCAGAAGCUGCUCAACGGCACCAAACAGAACGUGGCCAUAGCCAACCCGGCCCUCGGCGUGUCAGUCCUGCAGCCCUUCAAGGAGCGGGUCAGCUUCAAGCAGGCUGCGGUUCGUCAUCGCACGCCCUCGCUGGAGGACACCACCAUCGUGUUCUCUAACCUGCAGCUGUCUGACGAAGCUGCCUACAUCUGCGAGUAUACCACAUUUCCUGCGGGCAACCGAGAGAACAUGGUCAACCUCACUGUAUUUGCUCGGCCCAUGACACGUAUGACCUUGACGACGCCCACGAUUGUGGCCAGGCCUCAGAAACGCAAGAUGACCGUCGCCACUUGUGUAUCGGCCAAUGGCAAGCCCCCGAGUGUGAUCAAAUGGGACACCAGGUUGAAGGGCGAGGCCACUUUCCAGGAGACCCGCAACCAAAAUGGGACGGUGACGGUACGGAGCAACUACGUGGUGGUGCCCAGCCGCGAGACCCACAAACAGAGGCUCACGUGUAUCGUGACGUACCGAAAUGAGAAGAUCACGGACAGCGUGGUGCUCAAUGUGCAGUAUGAACCUGACGUGAAGAUCGAGGGCUUCGAUGGGAACUGGUACUUGAACCGUCAGAAUGUUCAGCUGACCUGCAGGGCCGAUGCCAACCCCCCUGUCACAAUCUACCAGUGGAAACUCUUGAACGGCUCCCUGCCUAGUAAUGUGGAGAUCAAGAACAACACCCUGUUCUUCAAGGGGCCGGUGACCUACGACUUGGCCGGCACGUACGUCUGCGACGCUACCAACGGCAUCGGGACUCGCACUGGCAUCGUGGACGUCAACAUCACAGAAUUCCCUAACAACCCGACAGAACGGAACGGCAGUGAGAUACCGGCGGAGCCGCACAAUCCAAGCGCCGCCAUCGGGGGCGCUGUGGGGGGAGUCGCCCUAUUGGGCGUAGCGGCCACACUGCUCUUUGUAUUCCUGCGCCGCCGCCAGCGCACCUUCAAAGGAGACUACAGCACCAAGAAACACGUGUUCGGAAAUGGGUACAGCAAGGCCGGCGGCCUGCCCGCCCAUCCCCCCAUCCCCAAGAACCUGCAGUACCCGGACGACUCGGACGACGAGAAGAAACCCGCCCAGAUCGGCGGCCCCGGAGGGUUUGAGGCGAGUGAGCGCGACUUUGAUGGCGAAGCAGAGGACCUGAAGAGGCCCUAUUUCACUGUGGAUGAAGGAGAGAGCCGAGAUUAUGACGAGCGGACUCUGGCUUUCCAGUAUGACCCUGAACCUGAGAUAGCCGAUGAUAUGAUCUCUCAAACCGACGGCUCUGUCAUUUCUAAGAAAGAGUGGUAUGUGUAGUGGCAUGCAACAACCAAACCAAACAACCCCUUUGUCCCCCACCUGCAUUCCACCGCACCUUUCACUUCCAUCACAACCCCACCCUCCCAUUCGUCAAACUGCACCCGUCACGGUCCCUCCCCCCCUGACCCCCCCCACAUCAGACCCCAUCCAACUAAUCUCUAUUAGAAAAUCAAGCGUCUAUUUAAAGUGCUAGCAACAUCAACUUCUCAGCACGACAGCAUUGGUAUCAGUUCCAUCAGGUGAAUGGGCAAGAAUAAAAACUAAGGUAUGUAAAAAGGACUUAUUGUCACUGACCUACGAGGCCAGGGAGGUGGUUGGUUGAUUAAUACUGGUGUGUUAUUCUUUUUGUGUAUUUUUUUUUCAUGUUAUAAAUGUAUUAAAUGUAUAAAAAGAGACUGCAGGUUGAGGUUUUGCUGAGCACAUUUGUGAAAGUCCUACACUGGAUGUACGAUUUGUUUUUGCCUUUAUUUUUUUUGUUUGUCUUGGUUUUUUUCUAUUAUCAUUGACAUUUUGUUACUUUUAUGUCUUUUUGUAUGAUUUUUGACCAGAGAACUGAGAGUAUAAUGUUUGACAUAAUUACAGGUGGCGUUGUAAGUGUUUGUAAUUUUGUGGUCAAAUGUUUGAGAAAGAAAAAAAAAAAAAAAAAAUUCCGCCAUACAGCACCUGCAUCAUUUCUCUCGUUUCUCACUGGGGUUAGCGUCCAUGAAAUGAUUCACUUUUGUAUAUUUACAGCAUUAAAGGCAGAUAUGUUAUUGCUGUUUUUCCAAAGACAUGCUUAGUAUUUCUUGACCCUCUGCGUUUAUAUUGCCUGAUUUGUCUCUUUACUGAUAGGGAGCCAGUCUACUGAGCCGUAUUGGCAGUAACAGAUAAAUAUUGAGUGUUUUCAAUUUUCAAUCAUGUUAAACUAGUUCCCACAUCAGCGAAUCGGAACAGCAGGGGAGAGAAGGGCUGCAAUCGUAUUAUACACAACAAUUUCUCCUUUUUCAGUGGUGCAUCACAAUCACGUCCAAAAGAGGUUUGGUGAGUCUCACAGUGAAACCUUCAAUGAUGCUCUGAAAUGUCGUAAUUGUGUCAUGACUUGAACAGGUUGACCUGUGUACACGAGCUCUAAAUCUUACCACUAUAAUGAAAUGUCUGGGUUUUUUUUUUUGGUUUUUUUUUUUUUGUGUUGUCAUAAUUAUGUUUUGUUCUAACCCUUUUUUAUAUCAAAUGGAUGUCAGAGAAAAGUGUCUGGGGAGUUUCCCAUUAAUGACUUUGUCUCUCAUUAUAAUUGUGUGACUUGGUGCUGAGGAAUUGGCUAAAGCCUCCCCCACUCACACCAACAUCGUUUUUCUAUGAGGAGUCGCCCAUGGACACAAAGGACACGGAGAGGAGGAAAAUAUCAACACAGUGAUGCUUUGAUUUACAUCUACAGAGAAAACAUUUUAAAACAUGUAAAGGGAAAUCAAAAUAUGACGGUGACCACGCUGGAGUAUAUGAUAAGUCACCUGCUGCUUUCAUGAUGUUUUCAAUCCAUCUCCUGUUUCUUUCUAAAAAAAAAAAAAACAAAAACAAAUUUCACUCGCUGUUUGGGGGAUUUUAAAGGAAUGAUUGGUUGUCCUUCCCUCGCUGAUGUUGGCGUCUGAAUCUGCCAACGGGGAUAACAAUGACCCUGUCGGGAGGAAGGCAUUAUAUAUAUGUGUUUUUUUAGUCAUUGUUAACAAGUGCCAGUGGAUGCUAGCAUAGCAAAUGACUUGUGUUUCUCCUCAGCACUGAGGUCCAUCACAAUCAGCGAAAUGUAUUUGCUUCUAAACUUAAAAAAAAAAAGAGAGUCCAAUGUGAAAAAUGGGAUAAAACAGAAGCAAAGAGGAGUAAAUCCGUGGAUAUAAAUGACAUAUCUGACUGGCUCUGAACAAUAUAAAUACUGUAUUAAGCCUUAUUUUAUGCAUGUUUUUUGUGUGGGAGUGGAAGUAUGUUGCUAUUUUUUCUGUAUCAAUUCCAGUGCGUUUGUCCUCAUUUGCAGCUCAAAAGACAGCACUUUGUCAGUGUUGUCAGUAUUGAAAGAGGUAUGAGUUUAUGGGCACACAGUACCCAGCAACAAUAUUGCAGUUAACACACAAAAAAGUAUAUAAAUAUAUAUAAAUAUAUAUAAAUAAAGAUGAAAAAAUAACAUCUCUGUGAGAGCAGAUCUCUCUGCCAGCAGGAGAUGUGAAUGUUUUACAGUUCAUGCUUGUCUACUGUAUGUUUUUAGAUGAGCAUGUUAAUCAUGAGCCUCAAACUACAUCGUAUUUUCAACACAAAUUAACAUCAAAAAAUGGUAAAUAACACGUUCUUAUUAAAGGUUUGGUUCAGUUUAGUUCAGGUUCAUCAGUUUCUACAGUUUCUUUGUUUUGUUUUUUUUUCUGUAUAAUGCAUCCACUAUUGUUGGAGAGCAAUACAUGAGGUUUGUGACAGAAAGUUUCGAGAGGGGGGAAAAACUAAUUGACAAGUCGCGGGGUUGCCGCUUUCAAAGUGCAAAGCAAAUUACAGUUUUAUAGCCUUUAGUUUUCCACAUGGUUCACGUUAUAGCAUUAAUAGAGACAAAGGUAUGAGAAGCAUGUCUUUAUAUUUUACUGUUGCAUUCAGUGCCUAUCGAAGUUAGGAGACAUGAUUUAGUCUGAACAGUUGCUGCUCCGUCAUUCACGCUCAGAUAAACAUGAGAAAUAAUACUGAAAUAUGACAUGAGCCGCAAACGUCUUUAAAUCAGACAAAAUAUGUUUGAUUUUAUUUAAUUUUUUUUAACUUGCAGUGAGUUUUCAUUAGUAUAGUGGGGAUGUUCUUCCAUCUGAGCUCCAGCAUGAUACUAACAGUUCGUCUAUACCCGACCUUUAAAUCAAUUGAUCUCCUAAAAAGCUGUAUUCGUUACCAUGUAAACAUUUAUUGUUGGCAAAAUGGUAACACGGCACUUUUUUUUUCCUGAAGAGUCCUAAAGAGAUCAGACUUUUGCUACUUAGUCACACAUGGCUGACUUUUCUAAGCACAACAAUUGAAAUUAAUCCAGUGAAAAGAGAUUUAACUUAUAAAUUUAAAUUAAAAAACAAAAAACAAACAAAAAAAAAACAUCUUUGGCCCAAAGCAAAGACCAACUCUACCUUCUUUUUAAAGCACAAGUUUACGGUUUCAUUUCAUUUUCUUUUCCUGCAUCCCUCAUGAAACCACUGCCACGCUUGCUUCUCAGACAUGUCAGAGAGAGAGAGAGAGAGAGAGAAAACCACCUUUCAGAUUUGAGUUGACGUUCUGUAUACUGGUAGAUGUAAACAUUGUCUUCAUGUUGUCGGGGUGUUAUGAGUUUCUAUUUUGUAAUACUGACUGUAACUUCAUUCCAUCCUAAUCUACUUUUUGUAUUCAGUAUGUUCAACAUUCCACUGUAAAUACUGUACAUACGGUUGAGAUUAUAGUCGGGAUUUAUUUAGGGACAAUUGCGUAGGGACCCUGUUCAUGUAAAAUAUAUUUUGACUGCAAACAUAGAGACUCGAUGAUGGGUAGAUGAAGUUGACACAUAGCUUAUUUCCAAAGCCCCACCCUAAAAAUGCUCCUCCGGUACGUUUUUAAAAGCGCCACUAGCAGCUUCACUGUCAUACAAUAAGGGGUGAGGCAUACGAUUUGUCGAUUUUGAUGUUAUGGAAAGAAAAGAAAAGAGAGAAAUUGUCUGUAUGCAGCCAUGUGAAUGUAUAUUUCUGAGGGUGUUACAAAUAUGAAAAAAAUCUCUUGUUCAAUUGUGAUGACCCAGUGAAGUAACUUGUAUUUGUUUUAAGCAUUAAAUGAGUUCAAUAGUCAACAA
Molecule: messenger RNA, 6357 nt
Organism: Seriola aureovittata
Lineage: Eukaryota; Metazoa; Chordata; Actinopteri; Carangiformes; Carangidae
Gene: nectin1b
Product: nectin cell adhesion molecule 1b
Exons: 6
Coding region: 1053-2555 (500 amino acids)
Biological process (GO): heterophilic cell-cell adhesion; homophilic cell-cell adhesion; protein localization to cell junction
Cellular component (GO): adherens junction
Source: RefSeq, a predicted model, not a curated record